This is a messenger RNA of Halichondria panicea, 860 nucleotides long. RefSeq names its product DNA-directed RNA polymerase I subunit RPA43-like. Gene Ontology annotation, cellular component: RNA polymerase I complex. The record is from RefSeq and is a predicted model, not a curated record. Bases 1 to 774 code for a protein of 257 amino acids. Gene Ontology annotation, biological process: DNA-templated transcription initiation. NCBI's taxonomy places the organism in Eukaryota, Metazoa, Porifera, Demospongiae, Suberitida, Halichondriidae. The transcript has a single exon.
AUGACACUAGCUGUUCUGCAAGACCUCCCUUGUCUGGAACCUGUUGCUCCCCUGGACAUCAGUAGCUCCAGUUUCCGCUGUGUGAGUGUCCUGGAGCACGUCUCUCUCCUUCCUUGCUAUGUGGGUCGUCUGUCAGAUGGAGUUCUAGAGUAUCUGAACGAGAAAGUGUUUCAUUUCUCUGAUCAACUUGGUGGGAUUAUAUUAUCGUAUUCAAAGCCUCAAGUUCUUCAGCAACAUGGCAUUAUACUAGACGAGCAUCCGCAUAUUCAUUUCAAUCUCAAGUAUUCUGUACAUCUCUUCAAGCCUGAGCUGGGGAGUAUAAUGUGUGGCAGGAUCAACAAUGUGGGACAAGAUCACCUGGGCUGUUUGGUGCAUAACUGUUUCAAUGCUGCCGUUCUGGGCCCAAGUUCCACUGAGCAGAUGAGUGCCUGGUACUCCCAACCCUUCCAUAUAGGCGCUCCUGUCUGGUUCACUGUCACUAACUUGGAGAAUGUUGGAGGCAUUGUAUCCAUCAGUGGCGAAUACUAUGAUCUUCAUGCCAUCACUGCUGACAAGGCUAAAUCAUCACACCCAAAGACCGCCAAGAGAAAACAAGAUGAUUCAGAUCUCGAGAUGGCAAGUUCUAGUGAUCAAGGCAGUAGGAAGAGACGCCGCCAUCACACACAGACAGUUGAUAGUGGGCCCAAAGCCAAGAGAACUAAACUGAUCUGUGAGGAUGUUGGGACAGUCAAACACAAAAAGAAAUCAAAACAAAAGUUAUCACAUGCUCAUUGAUUAAUAUAAUAUUGCCAUGUAUUUAUAUUGACCAUGUAUUAUUGACCGCAUGUUGAACUUCCUGAUGCAAUUUCCUGUUAUUGUCA